Molecule: messenger RNA, 2398 nt
Organism: Anolis sagrei ordinatus
Lineage: Eukaryota; Metazoa; Chordata; Lepidosauria; Squamata; Anolidae
Gene: ASB18
Product: ankyrin repeat and SOCS box containing 18
Biological process (GO): intracellular signal transduction
Molecular function (GO): protein binding
Source: RefSeq, a predicted model, not a curated record
AUUCAGCCUGAAAAAAAUGGUUCCAAACCGCAAAGUGCUCAGGAAGUCUGGUUUUGACUGUAUCCCAGAUCAUCCGGUCAACUCAGAUUUAGUGGCCAAAUUAAAGAAUGCCCUAGAAGUGGAGGAUGAAAAGACUGUGAUGCAUUUACUCUGCACUGAAGUUAAACAUGUUGACGCCACCAUAGAGCUCGCGAAUGAUGACUGGAUGAAGGACCCAGCAGCUCAACUGCACCCUCUGGUGUUAGUAGGCCUGUGGUCUCUGGAAUACAAGAGGGAUCUAACCAACCCCCUCUGCAUCUCAGCCAGCCAUGGACAUACCGCUUGCCUUCGCCACCUGCUCUUCUGGCGGGCCGACCCCAAUGCAGCCCCAGGAGGACGAAGUGCCCUCCAUGAGGCCUGUGGCAAGGGGCACACCAGCUGCACUGAGCUCUUGCUGGAACACAAGGCUAACCCUAAUCUUGUGAGUGACGAAGGUCAAGUUCCUCUGCACCUCUGCACUGGCCAGAACACACUGGGGUGUGCCAAAGCUUUGGUGAGAUUUGGUGCCCUGGUGAACCUGCCAAGUGAAGAAACCCAAGAAAGUCCUCUUCACAUUGCAGCCAAACAUGGCCUUUAUGACCACCUGCAGCUGUAUUUGAGGUAUGGAGCCACUGUGAAUGAGAAGAACAACAUGGAAGAGACAGCGCUCAGUGUAGCUUGCAGGGAAGCCAAGACUGUGGAGGACCAAGAGAGAUACUUGCAAGUAUGCAAACUGCUGCUGGUGUAUGAAGCAGAUGUGAACACCGUGGAUGAAGAAAAAAAGACCCCCCUUCACAAGGCCUGCAGGAACGCAAAUCACAGCUUGGUCCAGCUCCUUCUGCAGAGAGGAGCUGAUGUCAAUGCUAUAGAUUACAAUGGGGCAUAUCCCAUGUCCUGUGUCCUGCAGGCAGCAGCUUUUAAACAAGAACUGAAGCCACAUCUCACAGUACAAACCUUGCUAAACUAUGGAUCUCAGAAAAUAUGGCCUGCAGCUUUUGUCAAGGUACUGAAAUCUUGUGCCUCUGUGCCAGAAAUCAUUGAAAUCCUUUAUAAUUCCUACCAUCAGCUGCCAAUCUCUGAAAAAUGGGUAGAUGUUAUUCCAAAGGAAGAUUUUCAGAGGCACCUAGCUUUCUACGAGUCCUUCUUUACCCAAACGAACAGAGUGCAGCGUCUCCAACAUUUGUGCCGUUGUGAAAUCAGGAGGAGGUUUGGCAGUAAGUGCCAUUAUCUCAUCCCUUUGCUUCCUGUGCCUAAACCACUGCACAAAUACCUCCUCUUAGAGCCCGAGGGCAUCAUGCUUUGAACAACUGCCAGAUCACCAGGUCUCGUUGCUGUUGUGAACUCCCCAUUGGUCUAUGAUUUUGAAUAAAGACUUUACCAUUUUGGUUAAAAUGCAUGCAUGCAUGCACACACAUAAUUUCAGAAACUAUAUUGUUAUGAUCAGAGCUUUACAGUGAGAUGAAGCUUGUGGUUUUCCAGCAUUCGUGUAUGAUGUGCCUUGAUUUGAUAUUUAUUGUUUACUUCACAGUCUAUUUUUGAGCAAUACGUUAAUGCAAUAUAAAUAGUAUAAACAAUCUAUAUCAUAGAGCAGAGGUCCUCAAACUAAGGCCCGGGGGCCGAAUACGGCCCUCCAAGUUCAUUUACCCGGCCCUCGCUCAGGGUCAACCUAAGUCUGAAAUGACUUGAAAGUGCACAACAACAAAAAUCCUAUCUCAUCAGCCAAAAGCAAGCCCACUCUUCCCAUUGAGAUACUAAGUUUAUGUUUGUUAAAACUGUUCUUCAUUUUAAUUAUUGUAUUGUUUUUAAGUGUUUUUACACUACAAUAAUAAUGAUCUAGGAUUGUCUGCACACCCCUUUCCACUCCGAAAUUCUAUCCUAAUUAUAUAUUUCACCUGGUCAUAUUCAGCAUUAUUUUUUAAAAAAAUUAAUAUUACAUUUGGCCCAGCCAUAGGUUUCUAAACGUUGUUGUGCUACUGUUAAUGUUUACUGCUUGUGUUUUGUUUAUGAGUUUCAUUUUAUUGUUUUGUAUUGCUGUUGUUGUUUUUACUGAUGUAUUGUGGGUUUGGCCUAAUGUAAGCCAUGCUGAGUCCCUUGGGGAGAUGGUAGCGGAGUACAAAUAAAGUUAUUAUUAUUAUUAUUAUUAUUAUUAUUAUUAUUAUUAUUACAAUAAGAUAUGUGCAGUGUAAUCCGGCCCUCCAACAGUUUGAUAGACUGUGACCUGGCCCUCUGUUCAAAAAGUUUGAGGGCCCCUGUCAUAGAGGAUUAACAACACUUACGUAAAAGCAUUUCUUUCUGAAAUGUUGGAACACCAGUAAAGAGUGACUGAGUACAUUGCUUGGCAUUUUAUUUUAAAGUGCUAAUAAAGUAUGAAUGAACCAUG